CCUCAUUCUUGUUGGUUCCACAUUUUCUCCGCACUACCAAUGCUGACAACGUUCAGCAAAGAAAAUUUUGUGAAUUCCUUAUUUACAUCGAACGAAACCGGCUAAUUUAGUGUUUAUUUGCAAUGAUGCUCAGCGAAGGAGCGGUCGUCCUGGACGAUCUGCACCAUCAGAUAGAGGAAACAAUCCACUAUUGCUACGUGUGCAAUACGCCCGUUUCCAACAGCACAAACAAUCUCUGCCAUCUGUUUCCCAUAAUGAACGAAGACGAGGAAGCCCUCAGCCCUGCCACAAUUCUUGCCAAUAUGCUGCAGUUGGACAUCACGCCGGAGCUUUCCCACUCGCAAGCCAUCUGUCUGCAGUGCAAUCUGCUGUGCAACGAGUACCAACAGCUGCUGGACCGAGUGGAUUCCAUAAAACUACAAAUUACCGUUAGCUAUAAUAGUACCGUGACCAAGCUAGCGGCUAGUCUAACCGCCAAGGAACUGGUGGAAGCCGAAGCCGAGGCACUUGACGAUUCCAGCAUGUCGCAAGAUUUGGUUCUUCACGACACGGAUUCGGAAAUGAUUGCCAUUCCCCUAGGUGACCUAACUUCCGUUGUUCCGGUCUCAGCGGGUUUAACCCUAGAAUCAGACUCGGAUGCACCUUCCGAAUCGAUCAUUCCACAACUGCCGAAGCUUCACCUCAUUCCUCGACAAAUCGAAAGCACAGAAUCGAUUACGCCGGCAACGAAAAACAACUCACGUUCAAUCAUCAAAGUGAUGCCUAAACCUUCGACGGAUACUUCGUUGGCCACCGUCACUAGCAGUAGCAGCAGCAGUGCCAUGAGAAACGAAGUCGACAUCAGUGAGGUUCCUUCGACGGCCAUCACAAUGGAACAGUUCUUCGACGGCGGCGAUGGAAAUAUGGUGGAGAUCAUAACCGAUGCCAAUUCGACGGAUUACAUCUACGAAAACGUAAUCGAAACGAUCGGAGUGCACGAGGACGAUGAUCCCGGUGAUGAUGGUAACGACGGCAUUUUGAUUCUCAAAGGGAGCAGCAGACCGUCGAUAUCGGAGUCGACGAUGGACGAUGAAAGUCAGCAGCACAUAGAAAGUGCACAGUCCGAAAAGAGCGCGGAGUUUACGAUGUCGGAUCAAGCUUUUGGGCAGGAAGCGGAUCCCGAUAGUGCACAGAUUUUGAUUGCCGCGGCGAACGAGAGUCUGAAUCGGAUGAAAGCGAAAUUGGAAUCGCUCUUCAUCAAAACCAACAACAAUUACUACUGCGCCUUGUGCAGUGCCAACGGGGGCCCCUCUACAGCCCACAACGUGAAAACCGUUGCCAUUCAUCUGAAGAACGAACACAACGAAAAGAUCCUCAUUUGCGAGCACUGCGAUGCCGUGUUUCGCCGGCGAACCGAGUACAACCACCAUCUGGAUCAACACGUGGCCCAAGAGUUGACCGAUUUCCGGUGCGAUGUGUGCCAAACGAAGUUCAACAACAUCCGGGCCCUGCGUAUGCACCGGAAGAAUCACGUGGCCACGCCCAAGGUGUGGUCAUGCGAGGUGUGCGAAAAGAAGUACAGCUCGAAGAAUCUGCUGGACGAACACAUGAACAUGCACUCGGGGAAACGGCCGUUCAAGUGUUCGCUGUGUCCCAAGGACUUCGCCUCCAAGUACACCCUGACAGCCCACAUGAAAAUUCACCAGGACCGGGAACGCCUGUACAGCUGUAAAGAGUGUGGCAAGGGUUUCUACAGCCAGAACAAUCUCAUCCAGCACGAGAAAAUUCAUUCCGGCGUUAGGGAUUACCGUUGUCCGGACUGUGGGAAAACCUUCAUGUCUCAGCAUAACCUGGACAUCCACAAGAUCGUUCAUUUGAAUUACAAGCCGUUUGUCUGUCGAACGUGUGGUAAGGGUUUCGCCCGCAAAGCGGAAAUCAAGGAUCACGAACGGACCCACACUGGAGAGCGGCCGUUCGUGUGCGACAUCUGCGAUGCCAGCUUUUCUCAGCGAUCGAAUUUGCAGUCGCACAAGCGGGCUACCCACUUCAACGACAAACGGUACAAAUGCGAGACUUGCAGUCGAUGUUUCAAACGGCGCCGACUGCUGGACUAUCACAUAAAGGCCAGCCACACCGGCGAGCGUCCGUACAAGUGCGACAUCUGUGCAGCAACCUUCGUCUAUCCGGAACACUUCAAGAAGCACCAGAAGAUCCACACCGGAUCGAAACCGUUCGCUUGCGAGGUAUGCAGCAAGACGUUUAACAGCCGGGACAACCGGAAUGCCCAUCGGUUCGUGCACAGCGAUAAAAAACCGUACGAAUGCGUAACCUGCGGUGCCGGGUUCAUGCGUAAACCGCAACUGUACUCGCACAUGCAGCAGCGUGGCCAUCUGAACGACACCAUCGUGGUCAAUCAGCCGCGGAUAACCAGCGAAGAUUUGCUGGAGUUUGACACAACCACCGACUCGAUCGGGGACCCGGUGGAGUUCGAGUCCAAGGACGGUAUCAUACUGGAGGAGGAUAUCGAAGGGGCGCACAUUCUGAUGCGGGAUGAGUACUACAUCGAGGAAGAGGACAUCGAAGAAGAGGAAGAAGAACAAGACGAACACAGCCAGAUGGAUGGUGCGGUGCCCGGUACUUCCAGAGAUGGGAUGGUCGCAAACACGCUUCAACUGGGCGAUGCCGGGGAGCUUUCCGAGUCGACUGCGUUACUGGCAUCCAGUGCAGGGUUCAUUGAAGAGUCGGACAUCAUCAGUCACGAUGGGGACGACGACGACGACGAUGAGGGACUUCAGAUGAUGAAGCUGAAAAUAGCGAAUCCAAAUGCGGCCGAUGGAAUAACGUGGGUUAAUUUUGUGUCGGAGUAAUGAGCUUGAGGAUGGAUUGGAUUUGAUCCAGAGAUAUCUCUAAGCAAAAUGUGUGUUCUUAGAAAAAUAAAUUGUACAUAAAUAA
This is a messenger RNA of Aedes albopictus (Asian tiger mosquito), 2931 nucleotides long. Its product is annotated as zinc finger protein 761. Lineage: Eukaryota; Metazoa; Arthropoda; Insecta; Diptera; Culicidae. The record is from RefSeq and is a predicted model, not a curated record. Gene Ontology annotation, biological process: regulation of transcription by RNA polymerase II. The transcript has 6 exons. Gene Ontology annotation, cellular component: nucleus. Gene Ontology annotation, molecular function: DNA-binding transcription factor activity, RNA polymerase II-specific; RNA polymerase II cis-regulatory region sequence-specific DNA binding. The coding region runs from base 123 to 2846 and encodes 907 amino acids.